Molecule: messenger RNA, 2256 nt
Organism: Acanthisitta chloris (rifleman)
Lineage: Eukaryota; Metazoa; Chordata; Aves; Passeriformes; Acanthisittidae
Gene: FNDC3B
Product: fibronectin type III domain containing 3B
Exons: 20
Molecular function (GO): protein binding
Source: RefSeq, a predicted model, not a curated record
AUGUACGUCACAAUGAUGAUGACCGACCAAAUUCCGCUGGAGCUGCCGCCGUUGCUGAACGGGGAGGUCGCCAUGAUGCCUCACAUUGUGAAUGGCGACGGAUCUCAGCAGGUCUUUUUGGUUCAAGUUAAUCCAGGUGAAACCUUUACAAUAAGGGCUGAGGAUGGAACCCUCCAGUGCAUCCAAGGACCAGCCGAGGUUCCCAUGAUGUCACCCAAUGGAUCCAUUCCCCCUAUUCAUGUGCCUCCUGGUUAUAUCUCACAGGUGAUAGAAGACAACACCGGCGUUCGGAGGGUGGUGGUUACCCCCCAGUCUCCAGAGUGUUAUCCUCCCAGCUACCCUUCAGCCAUCUCACCAACCCAUCACUUACCUCCGUACCUGACACACCAUCCCCAUUUUAUUCACAACUCUCAUACAGCUUUUUAUCCUCCUGUCACUGGACCUGGGGACAUGCCACCACAGUUUUUCCCACAGCAUCAUCUUCCCCCGACAAUAUAUGGAGAACAAGAAAUCAUACCACUAUAUGGGAUGUCCAGCUAUAUCACCAGGGAAGAUCAGUACAGCAAACCACAGCACAAAAAACUCAAAGACAGGCAGAUUGAUCGCCAGAACCGUCUGAAUAGUCCUCCUUCCUCCAUCUACAAAAGCCAUAUAGGCACCUGCACAACAGUCUACAAUGGUUAUGCAAAGAGCCACAACGGAGCGAGCAGCGGAGCAGGGGCUCCGGCCGUCAAGAAACCAGAGCGCAGGGCAAGGAGCAGCCCAAAGUCAAAUGAACAGGACCCACAUGAAUUUGAUUCUGAAACAAAAAGGGUUCAAGACAUUCUUUCUGGAAUGGAGAAACCACAGGUUACAAAUAUUCAAGCAAGAACAGUUUUGCUUUCCUGGUCACCUCCCACUGGCCUUCUAAAUGCAGAUAGACACAAUAAUGGUUUGCCUUACACCUGUACCUACGAGGUUGCCUUAUCGGAUAAAGGGAGGGAUGGAAAAUACAAGAUAAUUUACAGUGGAGAAGAAUUAGAAUAUAACCUGAAGGACCUUAGGCCAGCAACAGAUUAUCAUGUCAGGGUAUAUGCAAUGUACAACUCAGUAAAGGGAUCCUGCUCAGAGCCAGUAAGCUUCACCACUCAUAGCUCAGCACCAGAGUGUCCCUUCCCACCCAAACCCUCGCACAGGACCAAAAGCUCCUUAACCUUACAGUGGAAGGCACCCAUUGAUAAUGGCUCAAAAAUCACCAGCUACCUUCUGGAGUGGGAUGAGAGUAAAAGAUCAGCAAAUCUGCGUGAUUGUUUCUUUGGGAGCCAGAAGCAUUGCAAGCUGACUAAGCUUUGCCCAGCUUUGGGUUACACCUUCCGAUUAGCAGCCCAGAAUGACAUCGGUACUAGUGGGUACAGCCAGGAGGUGGUAUGCUACACUGCAGGUAAUAUUCCUCAGACCCCUUCUGCACCAAGGCUUGUUCGAGCUGGUGUUACGUGGAUCUCAUUGCAGUGGAAUAAAGUAGAAGGAUGUACACCAGAGGAAGUGAUUUCUUACACCCUGGAAAUUCAGGAAGAAGAUAAUGAUAGCGUGUUUCACCCAAAGUACACUGGAGAGGAGCAAGCCUGUACUGUGAAGAAUCUCAGAAGAAGCACACAGUAUAAAUUCAGGCUGUUUGCUUCUAACGUGGAAGGGAAGAGUUCUCCCAGCGAAGUGUUGGUCUGCACAACGAGCCCAGAUAGGCCAGGACCUCCAACCAGACCUGUUAUCAAGGGGCCAAUAACAUCUCAUGGCUUUAGUGUGAAAUGGGAUCCCCCACAUGAUAAUGGUGGUUCAGAAAUCCUAAAGUAUCUACUAGAGAUUUCUCAAGGAAGUCCAGAAGCAAAUCAGUGGGAAGUGGCAUAUAGUGGCUCGGCUACAGAAUAUACCUGUACUCACUUGAAACCAGGCACUUUGUAUAAACUCCGGGCAUGCUGUAUCAGCACUGGUGGACACAGUCAGUGCUCUGAAAGUUUACCUGUCCGUACGCUCAGUGUUGCACCAGGGCACUGCCGCCCGCCGAGAGUUCUGGGCAAGCCGAAGCACAAAGAAGUACAGCUGCAAUGGGAUGUCCCUCCGUCAGAAAGUGGCUGUCCUGUCUCAGAGUACAGUGUGGAGAUGACAGCCCCUGAAGAUGUUGUUUCUGAAGUGUAUCAUGGGCCUGACCUGGAGUGCACUGUUAGCAACCUUCUUCCUGGGGCAAUGUAUCGGUUCCGAGUGAGAGCUCUGAACGAUGGUGGG